UUUGAAACGGUGGCAAUUAAUCUAGCACUCUUUUAGAAUCGUUUAGUGUUUGUAACACCUCUCCAUACAUCAUUCUUGUGUUUUUGACAGCUGAAAUAGAAAUAACCAACUUCGUUUCAAAGACAUGGCAAAUUGGAAAGCCUUUAUUCCUGUUGUAUUUUGUUUACAUCUCUUCAUCCAUUGCUCUCAAGGCACAUCAUCAUGGAAUCAAUUGAGAGUAACAUUUGGUAAGUUUACCUCUUAUCCACUGACCGCCAAACAAGCUAGAGCCGCCGGCUGGAAAAAGGAUGCCUCUUGCUCAGGGCGUGCCAACUUUUUCUACGGCAAUCGUUACGUGAAAGCUAACGAUGAUGCUACAAGACUCAUCUUUGACUGUGAUGGCAGCUUAGCCGGAAUGCAGGCAACUAUCGAUCGAACAGACAGCUAUCCCACAAUCCACAACGAACCGCCAUGGAUCCAAACAGAUGAUGGGCGGGUGGCUGUCACCGCCUAUUUCCGGGAUCCCCAGAAAAUUUGCGUUUGCAAAGGAAAGUGUAAAAAGCGCUUGGCAAAGAAGCCGCCAGUAGGAGAUCGACUGUGGAUCCAGAUGGCUGACUUCCGGAAAAAGGAAAAGGUCAUGGUGAUACCGCUGAACGCCAAGCAGAUCGCCGGCACACCGUGGGUUGAGGGAACCUGCGUUACAGCAAUGGGGGUCCACUACCAUUACAACAUCUCCAUUGAUUUUGACUGUGACAAGGCCUUACCGUUCUUCCUGCUGAUCUGUGAGCAAACAAAAUCUCUGAUUGGCUUUGGCUGGGGAGGACCAUUUGAUAUCCCGAGUAAUGAAUGGGAGAAACCACAUCCUUCUGUUUUUGCGAGGUCCAUGAAGCCUGAGUCAACUCCUGCUUGUCUGAAAGACUACAGCACUGUGUCUGUCCAACACGUUUAUUUUGUUGAUCCUCUCAAAAUUACAUGCGUUUAAGCGAGGAUCUACUAGCACAGUUUAGCUUCCCAAGUACCAGUUAUGGCGAAAUAAAUAAACCACCCCGUUACAAAUAUAUCAAAUCUAUUCUCAAGAGAUCAAUGUUUUAGAGAGCUAUUAACGAGCCUGAUAUGUAACUUGUUAGCGAUUAAAGUUGAAGUUUUUCCUUGCA
Messenger RNA from Orbicella faveolata, 1133 nucleotides. RefSeq lists its product as uncharacterized. The record is from RefSeq and is a predicted model, not a curated record. NCBI's taxonomy places the organism in Eukaryota, Metazoa, Cnidaria, Anthozoa, Scleractinia, Merulinidae.